Molecule: messenger RNA, 321 nt
Organism: Oppiella nova
Lineage: Eukaryota; Metazoa; Arthropoda; Arachnida; Sarcoptiformes; Oppiidae
Source: the annotation of a GenBank genome assembly
AUGUUGCUGCAAACAAAUUCAUUGCCCCGGGAUGUGGACCCGGAUAAUAGGAACCUAUAUUUGUGUUGUGUUAAGUCUAUUAAAGCUUUAAUCGUAGCUGUGGCCACUAUGGAAAAGCACGACAUCGAAAAGGCACACAAACAGGUGGAUACGUUAGGGGCACUGGCAGAUAAUUAUCGUAAAACGGGACUUAUGGUGACGAUUAUAAGUUAUGUCAAAACGCCUCUAUAUAACCGUUAUAGCGAUGCCGAAGCGCACGGGGAGUUGUGUUACUCGUAUAGUCUACUGUUCAGUGCUAUGGUCUGUGCGUUGGAAACCAAU